UGUUUCAUCGAUUAUUUCAAAGCAUGGUUCAACGUACUGCGAACUUGAAAACUGUGUAGCUUCAAGAGCUAGAGAAUAAGCGGUGCUUCGAUUUUAGAUUCUGUCGUUCAUAACGCGGAUCGAGCAACAGAGGUAUAGCAAAGCAGCAGCGAUCGCUCAAGAGGUGUUCUCGUCCAUUCGAACCGUGUACGCGUUCAAUGGUCAGAAGAAGGAAGUGAUCAGGUAUCAGGCAGCAUUGGAAGAAUGUCGAGCAAUGGGCUACAAACGAAACCUGGUCAUCGGCUGCAUGUUUGGCGCUGUGCAUGUUUCGCUGUUUGCAAUGUAUGGUUCCAAGCUGAUCAACGCAGAUCCGCUUUUUGACAGAGGUACCAUAUUUACUGUAUUUUUCGCAGUGAUGACCGGCUCCAUGUCGUUGGGCAGUGCUCUGCCACAAUAUUCGUGCAUCGCAGUGGCUCUGGGAACGGCCAAAUCGAUUUUCGAUAUUAUAGACACUAAGUCGCUGAUCGAUUCUACAGAUUGUAAGGGUUUGACACCAUCAAAGAUCUGCGGAAAACUUGAGUUCCAUGACGUAUGCUUUUCCUACCCGUCGAGGAAAACAAUCAAAGUUCUGAAGUGUUUAAACUUCUCGGUUUUGCCCGGCCAGACGGUGGCUCUGGUUGGACCCAUACCGAUCCGACUACGAUCGAACGUUGAGAUUAUCAUCGAUGGCUUUGACCUGCGGUCGUUGCAAGUUCGCUCGCUCCGCACUCUGAUCGGAAUAGUCAGUCAGGAGCCGGUGCUAUUCGACGGCAGUAUCGAGGAGAACAUUCGUCUCGGCAAUCAGGAUGCUACGACCGACGAAAUCAUCGAGGCUUCGAAAGUGGCCAACGUAUACGCGUUCAUCAACAAUCUGCCACAGGUAAGGGGCCUGCAUUUUGUGGUCCGUCAUCUAGGUGUGCUUAGUCGUCAAUCUGCGAUUUUCAAGCAAUUCGCCACCAGAGUCGGUCAGCAAGGGGUCCAGCUUUCCGGUGGACAAAAGCAGCGAAUAGCCAUAGCCCGGGCUCUGGUGCGCAAUCCGAAAAUACUGCUUCUGGACGAAGCGACAUCGGCGUUGGAUACGCAAAGCGAGGAGAUCGUUCAGGACGCUUUGAACAGGGCCCAGCAAGGCCGAACGACGAUCAUCGUCGCCCACCGUCUGUCGACCAUCAAGGAC
Messenger RNA from Soboliphyme baturini, 1192 nucleotides. Lineage: Eukaryota; Metazoa; Nematoda; Enoplea; Dioctophymatida; Soboliphymatidae. The record is from the annotation of a GenBank genome assembly.